AUGACGGAACAACAACAGCAACACCCAGUCGAGUCCACUUCGACAGCUCCUGUCCAAGUGGUAGUGAUUACUGACAGCGAAGUUCCUUCUUCUCAUUCACAACAACAACAACAACCUCCACAACCACAACCAAACGAUCAUGACCAUGAACAACACAUCGAUCAUCAUCAUCACUACCAACAACAACAACAACAAGAGAACAUCAUGUCUCCACUUGCUGACCUUCUUUCCCAACUCUACAUUUACAAUUGGAGUGAAUUUUCAAAAACUUUUUCUAGAUUUACUCGUUCGACAUCUUCUUCUAGGCAUAACAGCACCUUAACGAGCAGUUCGAUUUAUUCUUCAACUCAUCAACAACAAGCACAUCAACAACAACAAGAAACACAGGGUCAUCAUGGCAACAGUGGUGGUGUUGAUUCUCCUCAAGUUCCACAAAUAGCAAUCCUUACCACAUCGAGAAGUCAAAAUGGCAGCUGCCACAUUACAAUUUCGCCAUCCUCAAUGUCGGUCUCUUCUCCUCAUGCUCAACAACACCAACCACAUUCUCAUCAUUAUUUGCCAACAACCACUCCUCCUCCACUUCCUCCUCCUUCUCAUAAUCAUCAUCAGAACACCAACAACACCAACAACGGAAUUCAAUCUUCUCCUUCUUCCGUUCCGGCCGCCGACGCUUCAUCCGAUGGAAUGACUUCAAAGAUUAACCACACCACCACCAACAUGAUGAAUCUCUCCCUACUCUCUCAACACUACACUCUACUAUUGGUCAUUCGUCGCUACGUUCGUCACGGAGGUUGUGGCUUUUGUAACCGGAGAACAGUAGAAUUAUCCGAGUGGUAUAAGGGUCUCUUACAACUUCACAUCAUUCCUGUCAUCUUGCAUGCCGAAAGUGAGGAAGAAGGCAAUGAAUUCUUUGCACAUUUCAAGUCACCCAUCGUUGCAAACAUUCCACGAGUGUCAGAUCCACGUUACAAACGAGUCGUGAAAUUGUUGGAAAUGGCUGGACCGGAUGUGGCCACUCCGUUGCGAUUCGAAGAACUCUCGUUUCGAAAGAAACUGAAAACCAUUCGACCCUAUUUGAGUGCCACCAAACAAGGAUUUACUUUUGUGGAGAAUCCGAAUCAAGUGGAAUACUCGGAAGGAUCCAAUUUGUUGGUUCCAAAAAUGGUAUUGAUUCGAGAUUGUGAAAUCAAAUAUGUGUGGGAUCAAGAAAUUUAUGACCAUGCACCAGAUAUUCUGAGUACAGUCGUGUUGAAAUUGCCAUGGUUGGCCAUGACGAGUGCAGACUUGUCAUCGGUGAAUGGUGGCGGAGAUGCUUCAUCAACCUUUCGUGCAAGUUUUUCCACAACAGUUUCUGGUCAUCAUCCAACCAUGGAUCAACUUUAUGAAAUGAAAACUAAUCAAACCAAUCGAAUGCAUUCUCGAGGACAAACCAAUGCCAUUUCUCCACAACAUUUGCAAGUGCAUACCAUGUCACAGAACCAACAACACCAGGUUCAACAAAUAUCUCAUGAAAAUUCUCGAAAGAUUUCAAGUGCUUCCAAUAGUGGAGGAGGAAUUGAAGUGGACCUGAAUCAUGGUCAUACACUUUCUUCAUCGUAUCAACAUACGAGAAAUUUGUCAGAGUCCUUUACUGCCAUUUCCUCAUCGCAUCAAAAUCAAUCACAAUUUUUGAAACAACAAUCACAGCAACCACAACAUUCACGAAACGGCUCAUUGGAUCCAAAUACAGCCCUUCAUGCUUCUGGUUCUGGACAGCAUCAACCACCAUUGGAUGCGUUUGAUUUAACACGAAGAAAAAUUUCGAAUGGACAAAAUGCACUUUCUCAGUCGACUGGAAGUUUUAAUAAUAAUUAUUUAAGCAUUCAAGAUAUGAACACUACUGUCCACACACAACUACCAUCAUCAUCGGCCACAUCGAGAAAACAAUCUUCGACCAGUGGAGGAAAAAUCUCUCCAAGACAACGCCACGAUUUACAAUUCUACCUCGAUCAAAUGUCAUCUUCCAAAGUCAUUGCAGCUCAAGAUCGAACAGGAAGUGGAAAUAAUUCAAAAUCUUCAACACCUCGUGGUGGAGUUCAUUCACGACAACAUUCUCAAGUGUCAGGAGGUGUCUUGGCAGAACUCGAUGCAUUUACCAUCACAGUCGGUGACGCCACUGUUGACGAGAUGAAUGCCUUUGGAGUCGUUCAAGAAAAUGACAAAACGAAAUUAAUUCCUCCUGUGGAUUCCAAUAAGAAUGUUCAUGAUCAAGAAGAAUUGCUCAUUGAAGGAAUUGAACCACAAUUGUAUAUUCCUCCAAUGUCAGCAGUAGGAAUUCACAAUGAUUUACCUCAACCUCAACCUCAACAACAACAACCACCACAUCAUCUUGAGAAUUUGUUGAAUCGACGACACUCCCCUCGACAACAACCUUCACACACUCCCUCUCAAAGUGAAGAGAAUUAUCAGAUUCGAUCCUCACAACAUGUCGAUCCAUUACAAAAUUUCACACUCAUUCGAAGUGUACCCAUUUAUAGAAAAGUUGAAGGAGUUCUUGAUUUUGAGCUCGUUUCAAAGGAACAAUUAGCACAAGAACAACGUCAAGCUGCUCUUCAAGCCAAACAACGCAUGAAAAAACAAACCUUCAUCAUCCCUUGCAUGCAUGUAGAGGAAAGUGAAGAAGAUACAGAAAGUGAACUCUCAACUGUGAAAGUUGGAUUACAAGCCAUUCUCAAUGACGAUCACAAGAGACAAUACUUUAAGAUUUUUGCCUUAAAAGAAUUCAAUGCAGAGAAUAUCAUGUUUUGGGAAGAUGUCGUUUCGUUUAAAAAAUUGUUUAUUGAAUUGAAGGAAUUUAGUGAUGAAGUGACACAACCUGAUGACAAUCGAAAUAGAGUUUCAAAAUUAGCUGGUGUCAUUGCUGACAAGUAUCUCUUCGAUGAUUACAGUAUUUACAAUAUCAACACAUCCAAUACUUUGAAACAAAAAGUCUCCACCAUGAUUUUAAAUCCUAAUUAUUUCUAUAGUGACGACUGCAAAUUCCUCUUUGAUGACAUUAUUUUGGAAAUUAUGACAACUGUAUUGCCUGACAUGUAUCAUCGAUUCUUGGUUUCGAAUGAAUACAAAGAAAUGCUCAAAUCCUCAAAGUACUUUCAUCGAGGAAAGAAGAAAUAA
This is a messenger RNA of Naegleria fowleri, 3153 nucleotides long. RefSeq lists its product as uncharacterized. Lineage: Eukaryota; Heterolobosea; Eutetramitea; Acrasida; Naegleriidae. The record is from RefSeq and is a predicted model, not a curated record. The transcript has a single exon. Bases 1 to 3153 code for a protein of 1050 amino acids.